CGCUUUGAGAGACUGACAGACCCCUGUACUGGUCACCCGAGGACAGAUAGAUACCAGCUCGAAAUACAGUGUCAACUUCCUAGCUCAUACCCGCAUUUUGCAUAAAGAUGUCCGGCUUGGGGAAGCUGCGCGUUGCUGUUAUCGGAGCCGGUGCUGCAGGACUCUGCGCGGCCCGCCACCUUCUCUCCCGCCCGGACACCUUCGCGCCACCUGUAGUGUACGAGCUCAGCAAGAAUAUUGGAGGAACGUGGGUCUAUGAGGAAAGAGUGGGAUAUUACGACAGUGGCUUACCGAUUCACAGCAGCAUGUACAGGGACCUCAGAACCAAUAUCCCCAAAGAGGUGAUGUCUUUCCCUGACUUUCCUUUUGCAAAACAUCUCCCCUCUUUUGUCCAUCACACCGAGGUACGGAAGUACCUUAAGCAGUACUGUGAUCAUUUUCACCUGUGGGACCACAUACAGUUUGGCACCUCAGUGGCUUCAGUGACCCCAGUAGAUGUGAAGGAUGGGUGGAAUGGGUUGGCUUGGAAUGUGAACUCCAACAAUGGUGUAGACCACAGCAAAUCCACUACAGAGCGAUUUGAUGCUGUUAUGGUGUGCAAUGGACAUUUCUAUGACCCCUACAUCCCUGCAAUACCUGGACUGGAAAAAUUCAAAGGUUGUCCCUUCCUUACAUUAUAUAAAACGUUUUUACUUUGCAAAGUAAAUCAAAGGAAUCUGACAUCUUUAAAACCAAGUACCUGUGUACUUGGCAGCAAAAUACCUUUGAAAUGUUCUCAGUUUAUCCUGUCAGUGUUGGAUGGUUCUUUCCGCCUGCCAUCCCGUGAGGAAAUGGAGAAAGACAUUGAGCUGGACAUUACUGCCCGUCGUGCCCGUGGAAUUGCCACCCGCCAUAUCCUUAAACUGGAUUCUGAGCAGUGGGCCUACAAUGAUGAGCUCGCCCGCCUGGGGGGAUUCAAACCCCUCCCACGCUAUUGGAGUAACCUGUACGAAUCCAACAAGGUGUUCCGUGCCCGAGACAUGCUCAAUUACAAGACCUACAACUACACUGUCCUGGAUAACAUGGAAUGGAAGGUGCAUGAUUUGCAUGGCCAGCAGCUGCAGAAGCCUCUGGCUGUUAAAAUACAAAUGUAAGCUGUGAUGGAAAAAAACACACCAUCAUUAAGGUGCUAACAAGCAAUAUGCCAGUGAAGCAAGUACAAUUAGUAUAUUAACAAAUUGUUCAGUACUAAUACGUUUUGCAAUUAUUUUAUAAAAUAUCUAUCCAUACUAUUAUUUUUAUGUGCUGAGCCCACAUAGAAAAAGUCUAAAUUAAAUAUCGUUCUAAUCUUGUUGUUUGACAUAAGCUGCUUUUUAAAUAAUAAAUCAUAAAUUAAUGUAAACAAACAGUAUGCACUUGCAGUGUUUUAAAAUAACAGAACCCAAAGGGACACUUAUAGGGAUUGUUCACCCAAAAAUUUUAAUUUUCACUUUCAUGUUAUUCCA
Messenger RNA from Sinocyclocheilus anshuiensis, 1484 nucleotides. RefSeq names its product flavin-containing monooxygenase FMO GS-OX4-like. Bases 108 to 1133 code for a protein of 341 amino acids. The record is from RefSeq and is a predicted model, not a curated record. The transcript is spliced from 6 exons. Gene Ontology annotation, molecular function: NADP binding; flavin adenine dinucleotide binding; N,N-dimethylaniline monooxygenase activity. Lineage: Eukaryota; Metazoa; Chordata; Actinopteri; Cypriniformes; Cyprinidae.